Messenger RNA from Oncorhynchus mykiss (rainbow trout), 1629 nucleotides. It is a transcript of the gene grxcr1a, whose product is annotated as glutaredoxin and cysteine rich domain containing 1 a. NCBI's taxonomy places the organism in Eukaryota, Metazoa, Chordata, Actinopteri, Salmoniformes, Salmonidae. Gene Ontology annotation, biological process: sensory perception of sound. The record is from RefSeq and is a predicted model, not a curated record.
AAUAGUUUGUCUAGUCAAAGGUGGUUAUGUUAAGCUUCGAAUGAAAGAAGAAGGGGACUGCAAAGCACCUUUCUGGACCAUGUAAUCUACUACUGGGUUUUCCAAUGGAGGAGACAAUGUUGACACUGCCGGGUGAAGAGAAGCCCCAGAAGCAGCUGAGGUUCCGCGUGGCUUCGGGGAAUAGCGGUCGGGUGCUGAAGGAGAUUUUUAAAGAUGAGGGGCCAUCAGACUCGUUGGAUUCAGACUGCACCAGUAGUUUGGAUGUAGACCGGAUCAGUACACCUUCCACAAGUGGAGAUGCUAACGGACAUGGUUUUCUGUAUGGGUUUCUGGGCUCCGAGUUGGAUUAUAGCGAGAGUGAGCCAGAGGAUCUGCUCAUGUAUGCGGGGACCUCAAAGGACAGAGCACCGAUCAGCCACAAGCGUGUCAACAUCCUCAGCAACAAUGGGACUGUGAGGGGAGUCAAGCACAAAGUCAGUGCAGGUCAGGCCUUAUUUGAAAAUCUCCCUAAUGCAUUUGGGCCGAAGUUGACACUAGAGUUUGGGCGGAUAGUGAUAUACACCACCAGCUUCCGAGUAGUAAGGGCCACAUUUGAGAGGUGUGAGUUGGUCCGGAAGAUCUUCUCCAACCACAGGGUUAAGUUCCUGGAAAAGAACAUAGCCCUGGACUGUGAGUAUGGGAAGGACCUGGAGGAACGAUGCAAGCAUGUGGGCGAACCUCCCUCGCUACCAGUCGUGUUCAUCGAUGGACACUAUCUCGGGGGUGCUGAAAAAAUAUUGGGCAUGAAUGAAUCAGGAGAACUUCAGGAUCUUCUGGCCAAAAUUGAGGUAAUUGUUCAUCAAGUACCACCAUGCGACAGAUAUAAUACGUUCAGUAAUAACACAGGUAACUGCACAGUUAUUAACUAGUUAAAUGUCAUGUUUCAAAUGAUGCCUCUGUCCAAACAAACAUCAAUGAAACACAGGCUAGCAGUAGAGCACUUCUAUACCACAUUGGCUACUCAUCUACUGUGACAAAAUACCAGUUCUAUGUAUCUGUGAUCUAGAGCAGUGGUUCCCAGUCCUAGUCCUGGGGACCCAAAGCCUGAUGAUAAGUUGAUGAUUUGAAUCAGGUGUGUAGUGCUUUGAUUCAAAUCAUCAACACCUGAUGACAAGUUGAUGAUUUGAAUCAGGUGUGAAGUGCUUUGAUUCAAAUCAUCAAAGCCUGAUGACAAGUUGAUGAUUUGAAUUAGAUGUGUAGUGCUUUGAUUCAAAUCAUCAAAGCCUGAUGACAAGUUGAUGAUUUGAAUUAGAUGUGUGGUGCUUUGAUUCAAUCAUCAAAGCCUGAUGACAAGUUUAUGAUUUGAAUUAGAUGUGUAGUGCUUUGAAAUCAUCAAAGCCUGAUGACAAGUUGAUGAUUUGAAUUAGAUGUGUAGUGCUUUGAUUCAAAUCAUCAAAGCCUGAUGACAAGUUGAUGAUUUGAAUUAGAUGUGUGGUGCUUUGAUUCAAAUCAUCAAAGCCUGAUGACAAGUUUAUGAUUUGAAUUAGAUGUGUAGUGCUUUGAUUCAAAUCAUCAAAGCCUGAUGACAAGUUGAUGAUUUGAAUCAGAUGUGUAGUUCUUUGAUUCAAAUCAUCAAAGCCUGAUGACAAG